This is a messenger RNA of Astyanax mexicanus (Mexican tetra), 10288 nucleotides long. It is a transcript of the gene nfia, whose product is annotated as nuclear factor I/A. The transcript has 12 exons. The coding region runs from base 950 to 2524 and encodes 524 amino acids. Gene Ontology annotation, molecular function: DNA-binding transcription factor activity, RNA polymerase II-specific; RNA polymerase II cis-regulatory region sequence-specific DNA binding. Gene Ontology annotation, biological process: regulation of transcription by RNA polymerase II. Gene Ontology annotation, cellular component: nucleus. Lineage: Eukaryota; Metazoa; Chordata; Actinopteri; Characiformes; Acestrorhamphidae. The record is from RefSeq and is a predicted model, not a curated record.
UCCGCGCGCUGCGCACCGGGCACGCGGACUCCUCUUGCUCCUUUUGCUCUCGCGAGAGCUUUUGUUUUUUUUAUCUUUAGGGGAGUUUAGUUGCUGUUUUUUUAUUUUCUUUCUAAAACAAUCUAAACAGACACACGUUGAGUACAUAACUAGCUAGUUAACCCUCCAUUCCCCUCUGUCCUUUUCCUCUUCUUCCACUCUCUCUCUCUCGCUCUCUCUCUCUCUCUGUUUCGCUGUGGCCGGCUGCUUUAAGAGCGCGCGCGCGCGCGUGCACGCGCGUCCUCCCUGCUCCUCCAGUUCCAAUCCGGCGCGAUGCACGCGCUGAAAGUUGUUGGGAUCGCUCGUGAGGAAGGGACUGUCGCGCUCGUGCGGCGGCUUUAACGGGAGCCGGUCCGGUGCAUGCGUGCUUUUUUUCUUUCUUUCUUUCUUUCUUUCUUCGCUUCUUCUCUACGGACGGCGGUGUGAGUGUGUUUGCGAGCGUGCGCGCGAGUGAGUGUGUGCGAGUGAGUGAGUGUGUGUGUGUGUGUGAGUGUGUGUGAGAGUGUGUGUUUGAGUGUGUGUGUGUGUGUGUAACUCGAGGCGGGGUUAAAGUUCACCUCUAUGGAGCCGUGAAGCGCUGCUCGCUCGCUCGCUCUCGCGCACUUGGAAAUGUGAAAGCAAGAAGCAGCUUUUAUUUCAUUCCCCCCUCUCUCUAUCUAUCUGUCUCUCCCUCUCUCCCUUUUUUCUCUCAGUCUCUCUCACACUGUCUCUAUCUCCCUAUACCUUUCAAUCCCUCUCUCUCCCCUCUCUUUAAUUCUUUUUUCCCCUUCUUCUCUUCAUAUGCACGGACACGGCAAUCAACUCGCACGCGGACAGACAUAACACACACACAUACAUACACACACACAUAUAUAAAGACGCACAUUCGUCACGCGCAUACACAGCCACAACAAAUCCAACAACUACAGAUAUGUAUUCUCCGCUAUGCCUAACACAGGAUGAAUUCCAUCCUUUCAUCGAAGCGCUGCUGCCCCACGUGCGAGCGUUCGCCUACACCUGGUUCAACCUGCAGGCCCGCAAGAGAAAGUACUUCAAAAAGCACGAGAAGCGCAUGUCCAAAGAAGAGGAGCGCGCGGUGAAGGACGAGCUGCUGGCCGAGAAGGCCGAGGUCAAGCAGAAGUGGGCGUCGCGGCUGCUGGCCAAGCUCCGCAAGGACAUCCGGCCCGAGUUCCGCGAGGACUUCGUGCUCACCGUGACGGGGAAGAAGCCGCCGUGCUGCGUGCUCUCCAACCCCGACCAGAAGGGCAAGAUGAGGAGGAUCGACUGCUUGCGCCAGGCAGACAAAGUGUGGCGCUUGGACCUGGUCAUGGUGAUUUUAUUCAAAGGUAUUCCGCUUGAAAGUACUGACGGCGAAAGGCUGGUUAAAUCUCCGCAGUGCUCGAACCCAGGCUUGUGCGUGCAGCCGCAUCACAUAGGAGUUUCAGUAAAGGAGCUUGACCUGUACUUGGCCUACUUUGUACAUGCAGAAGCAUCACAGUCUGACAGUCCGAAUCAGCCCAGUGAGGGGGACAUUAAGGACCAGCCAGAAAACGGACACCUGGGCUUCCAGGACAGUUUCGUCACAUCAGGUGUCUUCACCGUCUCUGAACUUGUGCGAGUCUCACAGACCCCCAUCGCAGCAGGGACGGGCCCUAACUUCUCAUUGGCGGACUUGGACAGCUCUUCUUACUACAGUAUGAGCCCCGGGGCCAUGAGGAGGCCCCUACCCAGCACGUCUUCAAGCAGUUCUGCGAAGCGUAUUAAAUGUAUGGAAGAGGAGGUGGACAGUCCAGGGGAGGAGUCUUACUACCCCAGCCAGGGACGAUCACCGGGCAGCGGCAGCCAAGCCAGCAGCUGGCACGACGUCGAGCCAGCUGGAUAUAAACUGCGUGGCUCGCUAGCUAGUUCAUUCAUCUCAAGACAAGGAAUGCCGUCGCCCACCACAUUAAAGAAGUCAGAGAAGUCUGGUUUCAGCAGCCCCGUGCCUUCGCAGACCAACUCCCCCCGAACGGCAUUCACACACCACCACCGGCCAGUCAUUACAGGACCCAGAGCGAGUCCUCACGCCACGCCGUCAAGUCUUCAUUUCCCGACGUCGCCAAUCAUCCAGCAGCCCGGCUCCUACUUCUCCCACCCCGCCAUCCGCUACCACCCGCAGGAGACGCUCAAGGAGUUUGUCCAACUUGUCUGCCCUGACAGUGGUCAGCAAGCAGGACAGGUGGGCUUCCUGAACCCCAAUGGGAGCAGUCAGGGGAAGGUUCACAAUCCCUUCUUGCCCACUCCGAUGUUGCCCCCUCCGCCACCCCCGCCCAUGGCCAGGCCUGUGCCGCUGCCCGUGCCGGACUCCAAACCGCCCUCCACCUCGGCCGAGGGAGGGGGCAACUCUCCCACCUCACCAACCUACUCCACACCGAGCACGUCCCCCGCCCAGCGCUUUGUCAGCGUGGGCCCCAGAGACCCCAGCUUUGUAAAUAUCCCUCAGCAGCCUCAGUGGUACCUGGGCUAAAGACUCCAGACUCGGACCGGCCACUCCCAAGCUCAGUUGCCCCCCACUGUCUCCCCUGAGUGUGACCCGUAAACAUGUCCACCAGUGUGACGCGCCAGGAGCCGCUCGUUGCCCCAGCACCCGACAGACCCACAGCAUGGCUACAGCAGAACCCUGCCCUGCCCUGGAAUCAAACAAACAAACAAAAAAAAAUACGAACCGUCAACUCAACUCAACGCUUACGACCGACACACUAUAUCUCUAUAUAGCCCACAUGUAUUCCUCCAGAUGUAUGGUUUCCAUGCCUAUAUUCAUAUAUACGAACUGUCUGGCUCCCUCUUCUCUCCUGGAGACGGAGCUCAAAAAAGGAGCGCUAUGAUUUACUCAGAAACAUGAGAACAUGCAUGAUUUGGGGGUUUUCUUUUUCUUUUUUUUUGUUUCGUUUGGUUUUUCUCUCUGUUCCUGUUUCUUCUGAGGAGGAAACACUCGGAAAACGUCCUUCCGCUGAGAGGAUGGAUCCCGCAGCCAAGCCUCUUCACUACACCGUUUUUCUGAAUUUGGUGCAGUUUUCCUCAGUUUCGCGCUCGCGACCAUCCCGGAUUGAUUGAGUCUUUUCUGUGCCCGUCGGCGCUCGGCAGAUAGAUGGAUGGGAUCUGACGUCGGAGCUGGAUCUUCAGAAGCCUGGUCCUGGUGGUGGACUUCAUGCAGAGACGUUUUGUUUUUUGGUUUCUUUGUUUGUUUGUCUUGUUUUGUUUUUUUUAAACCCGGAUCAGACAGCACCAGCUAAAGCCUCUCAACUCUAAAGACUCUCAACGAUAAGUUCUGCUCUGAUCAGGACUCAACCCAACCAACCUUCACCGCCCAUCACCACCACCACAUUCUUCACAUUCACUACAUUCACCACGUUUCCUACGUUCAUGCGCAUGCUCCACAAAGCCCUGCGAGGACAGCCCUGCGAGCAGCGACUACAGGAAGACCCUCCACUACCCUCCAUCUCCACACAGCCCAAACUCACAGCCCACACACACCUAUAUACAUACAUACAUACAUAUGGACACACACCUACACACCAUUGUUCUCAGUUUUGGUCUCUGUCACAGGGCAGGGAGUGGAAUCUGAUCACAGAUGAUGACGAUCAUGAUGAUGGUGAUGAUAAUCAGAUGUUUCAGAUGUCAUUUGUCCAGCUGAAUUAACAGGAGCUCAGAAGGCUACAAAAUGAAGGAUUCAAAUGGGAGAUGAUUUUGUGUUAAGAAAAAAAAAAAAAACUCAUUCAUAUUUUGUUGUUGUUUUUUUUUUUUUUUUUCGUUUCGUUUUGUAUAGAGUAAUUUUUGGUUGUUUUUAAUACUACACCACAGGUCUGUACAACAACACUAUAGCGAGAAAGAAAAGGACGGAUAGAAAAGUGCGAGCUUCCGUUAAAAACAAACAGAAAAACAAAAAAAACUGACGAUUGGAGGCAAACAGUGGAAUUGUAUUCUGAAUUGAGGAAAGUGCAAUUUUGUUGGAUAGCUGUUGGAUUGUUAAAUAUCUUUGUAAGAUAGAUCGUUGCAACGAUUGUUGAGAAGUAUAUAUAUAUAUUUUUUUCUUCCUAGUCCGUUCACACCUCUGGGACUCUAAAAUAUUGGGGUACAAAAAAAAUGAAUAAUAAUAAUAAUAGAACAAAUAGCCUUGUGUGAAAUAAGGGGAGCUGUACUUGCUUUGUAUUAUGUUUGUUUGUUCAUCUUUGUAAAAAAAAAAUUGUUAGAACAAAUAUCCCUUUAAAACAAAUCUUGCCAUUUAAACAAUCAAAUUUCUAAACACUCGUUUGGACGCGUUGACGUUAAAACUGCUGUGCGAGUUCGUUUCCAAAACACUAAGCUAAUUAACUUAUUUUAAACAAAGCACAUAAUAAUCUAGGAGCAGUAGGCGCUGUUCCUUUUCUCUUCAUUAGGCGUAUGGAACGUUAGAACAACUCAACCGUGUCAGAAGCUUAUUGCCAGCCAGUUGAAGCUCUGGUCCUGGUCCUGGUGCUGAAGGACAAGUGUUGAUGGAGGCCCGUGUGUUUAGAGACGGGUCUGUCUGAGCAGAAACACUAAUUUUAAUCUGGGGCAGCGUUUGUAUCCUUGUUUCGUAUCAUGAAACAAUAAGAAAUAAUAGGAAUAAUAAUAAUAAUAUUAGUAAUAAAUAAUGAGGACAGGAAGAAGAAGCUGGUCCUAGAACCCCUUUUAGAUGCACAGAAUGAUGGAUUCAUUUGGAUUCUCGUGCCUGUUGUGGGACCGCAGGCUGGCGGUCGUUACGGUCGAUACAGUGGCAGUAAACUUCUCCGUAAACCUUUUUUAUGAUGAAGGUGUUGAAAAUUCCGGAGAUAAUCAGACGAUAAUCAGAUAAGAAAAGAGCGCAGAGCAACCUGGAGAGCGAAGCUGUUUUUUUUUCUCUUUACUUUAAAUCCAAUUUAAUCCAUCAGCUUCGACUGGCUUUUAUCGAGUUCACUUUUAUCGUUUUGACUUUUGGUUCUUUUGCUUCCUGCAGUACUUUAUGUAUCACUUACAGACUGACUCAUCAUCCACCAUUGAUCAAAUCGCGAAAAAAAAAAAAUGAUAUAAAAAAAUGACAAAAAAAAGAUGCAUGUUGUAGUGUUAGUGAGAGAUUUUUACCUAGAUUAUGUAGAGUUCAAGGUAGUGUGAAUAAAAAAAAAAACACAAUAUUGUAAUCCCAACACCAGGCACUUGCCGAUAGAGUAUUCGUAUAGAGUUCGGCCCUUUAAAAAAGGGUAUUUUUACUGCUGUCCUCACAAUCAACCAGCUGAAGUUCAGUGUCAAGAUCUUUGUUGAUCUCCUUCGCUUCUACUCAUCUCCGUACAUCACCAUCCCUCGCUUCUUCUCCAUUGCCGCGAAACAAUCAGGCUCUUUUUUUGUGUUUGGAAACAAAAAAAAAAAGCAGCAAAUUCCACUUUCUUCUCCUCACUCUCGUGCGAAUUCUCGAAUUGCACGGAAAAAACUAACGUUCCUCAUCGAUGUGCCUUGAGCGAUGGCCUGGUCCUGAGUUGAUGCACAAGUUGCAAUACGGAGAACUUCUUUACUUUUUAACACCUCUUUCCCACCUUUAUCCUGCAGCUUAGGGAAACUGGAGAGCGAGAAAAAAACGACGUUAACAACUAACUAAGAUCCAACUCUCUACUGUACUGUACUGUAUCCCACAGUAACACACAAACACAUAUACAAUGUGUGAGAGAAUCGUACUACUCCGUAAAAACACAGAAAGAAGAAGGUCCUACAACAAAGGCUUCUAUGAGUGAAGCCACAGAAGAACCACUUUUGGGCAGAUAAAUAACUUUUAUUUUUAAGAGCUGUGACUAUGAAGAACCUUUAAACUAGGGCUGCAACGAUACAAUCGGUAAUUUUUAGCAGUACCACAUUACACAAAGUGCUGGAGACAGAAAAAAAAAUGGGAGAUAAAAGGGUAAAAAAGCUCACUCUCACAGUUUAAACUCAAUUUAUCCUAGUCUGUGUCAUCAAAAGCACCCAAAUAUCAGUACUUUUUAUGUUUAAACAACAUCUAGACAUUUAAAUGUCUUUUAAAUCUCAUGUUCAGCUGUUUCUAUUGUUAUUAGAGGUGGAGGACCUGGUAGAAAUAAUUAUUAACUAAUCGACUAAUUGAAAAAUAAUCAUAAGAUUAGUCGAGUACUGAAAUAAUCAUUAGUGCAUAUGCAUAAUGCAUAUCACUGUAUUUUUCAAGAUUCUGACGGUUUCACAAUAUAUCACUGUAUUUUUAUUAUUUUUUUUGUAUUAUUUUUUGUAUGACUGGGAUUUACUAUAGGUUUAUGACUUACUGUACUGUUAGGAGUACUUAUAAUAUAAAACACUAAGCUUUAAAUUAAGGCUUUGAUUAAUAUAGGGUUUACUUUGUCCCACAAAAUUAAACAAUGUAUGACUUUAUUAUCAGAAAAACAGCUGAAGAAUGUAAAUAAUAGACCUUAAAAAGAGAUACGCCAACAAAUUAAAACAACUCACUUUUAAUAGUUCCAUAAACACAUAAAGGGGACAUAAAAUACUCAAUGUUUAAGUAUUCAAAGAGAUAUUAGACAUAAUACAUAAGUUUAAUAUAAAUUUACUAAGUUAUAUGUUAUUCCUGAAGCCAUUAGAGACAUUACAGUAUUUAAAGCCCCAAUUCCCUUCUUUCUCUAGUCAAAUAAUACAUUUAAAUCAUCCUUCAAGCUACAGUAUUAAUACAUUUAUUAGGGCUAUAGUUACUGCUCUAUUUUACUGGAAUAAAAAUACUCAUACAGUGAGAAAAAGAGAAGCAGGAGUUGUUCUGAUUUCUCUCCAGAGCUAGACCAGCGUUUGACUCGGCUGUGUGUGCUUCUCUGAUGGUGCUGUUCCGCAUGGCGCUCCGCAGCGCCUCUAGUGGUAUGGCGGUAUGAGAGAAAUGCAUACCUGUCCUAGUUUCCCCCCGCGGUAAACAGAAUAAACCAGUAUACCACCAAGCACUAGUUGCAGCCCUACUUUAAACUGUUACUUCUUAAAAUCUUUAGAAAUCGCUUAAUAAAUCUUCAAAUCUGGACUUUGAUUGUGUGUCUGGUAUCCAGUCCUGGAUUUAGGGAUCCAUGGUGAAUCUGACAAUAAAUGGCCAAUCGAUUACAUCACCAGGUUCAAAUUUUAGGAUCUCUCAAAGAAACCUUUAUAAGACCUUUAUUUUGAAAAGUUCUCAGAAGAUUUGUACAACUCCUAAAAUAAAGGUCCUAAAAAGCUUCUUAAACAGGGUUCUUGCACCAUUUUAAAAGUCAAAUGUAAUGCUUUGUAGGACCUGUUUUAGACCCAAAAAUGUAGUCAUAUUUUCUUUGGCUGCCAGUGUUACUAUGCUAUCGAGCUCGCCACUAAUGUUAGCUAGCUCUCCGCUAACCUUAGUUCUCUCCCUGGUAACGUAGCUAACUCACAGCUAAUGUUAUUAUAUUAAAAUGUUAACUAGCUUUCCGCUAACCUCAGUUCUCUCCCCAGUAAUGUAGCUUACUGCUAAUGUUAUUAUGUUAGCUAGCUUGCCGCUAACAUUGGCUAGCUCUUUUUUCGCUAACCUUAGUUCUCUCCCCGGUAACAUAGCUAACUCACAGCUAAUGUUAUUAUAUUAGCAUGUUAACUAGCUUUCCGCUAACCUCAGUUCUCUCCCCAGCAAUGUAGCUAACUUCUAAUGUUAGUAUGUUAGCUAGCUUGCCGCUAACAUUGGCUAGCUCUCUUUACGGUAAAGUUAGCUAACUCACUGCUCACAAAGUUAGUAUGUGCUUUCCCACCGGCAUUAAACACACAGUCUGAAUAUUUAAUACCUACAGCAAAUUUACAGUAAAUUUAAGACAAUUUAUUUUAACUUAAUUACCCGGAUUUGAAUUUAAGACAUUUUAAGACUUUUUAACAACCUGUGGGAACCCUGUUAAAGGUUAACCCUCCAUUCCCUUAAAGAAGCCAUGAACCUUUAAUCUAGUUUCUCGAAACAAAAGACCCCUUUUUAAACAUUGAAAUCUUCUUUGAAUUCAUAUUUGCUACUUUACUGAAUUUUACACAAAAGUGGUUCUUCUUUUGCAUCACUCGAAUAUUUUUUUGAGUUUUUUUGUAGCACCUUUAUAUAUUUUAUAUAAGGGUGUACCUGUCCUUCUUCCCUCCACCUCACUCUUACUUAUCAGCGAGUGUCCCAGACCAUACGAUAUGAUGAUGCAACAUCCUGGUGCUGCGCGAGAGUGAACAAGUGACUGUGAACCCAGCCUCAGCACCCCAAACCCCAGAUAAUAUUGUGCCCCGGUAUAGCUGUACUGUGAAGUAGACGUUUAUGAGUGUAAUUGUUAAACUGUUUGAGCCCAGCCCCCGCCCCGUUCCUUAUACCCUGAUUCUGAAUUAUUCUGGUAGUGUAAACACUAAAGUGUAUUAUUGAUAUUUAUGGAUGUUGCUGCAAUUUCUAAAUCACGUUGGAUUAUUUUGUUUUGUUUUUUAUUAUUUUAGUCUUCCUGAUUCGUUCCCAGAACAAUAAGGAAUAAAAAAAUUACAUUAAUAUGCAAUACUUGCUUGCACUCAUGUAGAUGUUCUCUCUUUUUUUUUUUCUUUUGCCAAAGUUAGUGUUGCACUUGCCUGGCUGGAGGUUGGAUGUAGGUCAGUGUUGGAUUAAAUCCCACUUGAGACAUCCUCACCAGCCUGGGCCGGGUUAUACUUUCUUUGUGUUUGAUUUACAGUAAGCGUACUUACUGUAACAGUACUUACUUUUUAAUUUUUUGGAUUUUUAUUAGUUUCUUGGUUUCGGUCACAAGCAAGCCUUAAAAUAAGGAAACGUCCUCUCCGACACAACAAUCCACUUUUCAAAAACUUAAAAACGCAGGAUUUUCUCCAGCAUUACACAUUUAAAAAAACAAAAACACACCCACUUUAAUAGAAAAACGUCCAUGUUCUAUUAACUGUUUACGUUUAUUAACUGUCUGUUAUUGUCUAUUGCAUACAUAUAUAUAUAUACAUAUAUAUAAAUAUCAUUUACUAGCAAGUUAACCAGAGUUAAUUUGAUUUGGGGAAAACAAAAAUAAAUCCCAACAGUCUUGACAAGACACAAUACAAUACUGUUAAAAACAACUAGUUACACUUGUUGUGUGGGUUGUCUUUUCUUAUUUUGUAUUAGCGUGACUUUUAUUUUUAUUUUAUUUUUUUUCCAUUGUUCUUGCCUACCCUUUAGUGAUGAGUUGGGCAUUAAUUUCUUAAUUAUCUGCACUAAAUAUAUUGAAACAAUGGCAAUUGUGAGAAUUAAAAACUCAAAAAAAUCAAAAACUAUAAAAGGAAAAAAAAAUAAACAGCUUCCAGGGCUUCAAGAGAGCGAAGGGAAUAAAAUAAAUCGAUUGCACGGACAUUUUUUUUGUGUUAGAAAAAAAAAACCUGUUUAGAGCAGCCUAGCAUCUAAUCAGCAAGAUAUGUGGCUGUGUGUAAGAUAAUGACAAAAUUGCACCCUUUUUAAAGAAAGACAAAAAAAGAGAAAAAGAAUAUAAAAGCAAUAGUUUGGGCAGUCUGUUUCGUUCUCGUGUUUGUGAGUGUCAUUUUUAGUUGUCGUUCUUUUUUUCCGGAGGAGGGGGGGUGCGCGGAAGUGGUGGGAGCGGUGGGGAGAAGCUGAACAAAUGGGAAUUCAGACGGAGGAGAGGAGAGUGCGAGGACACGCCUCUCUCUGAGUGUUGGGAGAUGUGUUGUUUGUAUAUUGUAUAGUUUUAUUAAUUACACUGAUUUUAAAGCUGCCCUAUUUUAUAAUGCAGGACUUUUGUAACAUUGAUUAAAUGAGGAAAAAACUAGUGUUGUGAAUUUUCUCAUCGUUUGUAAUAAGGCCACAUUAAUAGAACUGGUUUUUGUUUGUUUGUUCUCUGGGGAACUGGAUUUAAGUUGAAAACUUUCCUGUUUCCGAUUUUUUUCCCUUUUUUUUCUUUUGCUUUUCUCGUUUUUGUAUGUAUUUAAAGACUUGUUUUUUCUUUUUCUUUUUGUUUCUUCUUUUGAUGGUAUAGAGUAUUCCUAUACUUGAAAAGUAUAAGGUAUUGAGGUGAAAGCCCCAUUGUAAAUGGAUGUUACAAGUAUGCUUGCUGUAUGUUUUUGAAGGUUCUUUGUUGCAUCAGUGUUGAUGAAGCUAAAUCUAGGUAAUUCUGAGGAUUGUUGGUAAGAAAAGAGAGCGUUUUUAUGCAUUUUAAAAUUAGUUUUAGGCAGAAGACAAUGACAUAGACAGCCAAAGGAUGCCCCUAUUAUAAAUGCAUCUAGGCAUCUUUUUUGUGUUCACCAUUCCAUGCAGGAAAAUAAACAGCUUGAUAUGCAA